Mercenaria mercenaria is the source of this 841-nucleotide messenger RNA. RefSeq lists its product as uncharacterized. The record is from RefSeq and is a predicted model, not a curated record. The transcript has 2 exons. NCBI's taxonomy places the organism in Eukaryota, Metazoa, Mollusca, Bivalvia, Venerida, Veneridae. The annotation marks the transcript as partial.
AAAGUACAUAUCCUAUUACGCUACGCAUAGGAUCUGAAAACGAGCUAUUGAUGGCCUCGUUCUGACAACCCUUUCGCUAGCCAAUCAGAGGUAAACUUACAACAUCCCGCAAAGCUAUAUUUAGCCUUGGGAAUUCCUUGUGAUUUUCACGGGAUUAUAAUUCUUAUGACGACAACAUCAUGGCUGCGCCCUCGUGAUUUCAUGGUAAUAUAUCAACAAGAGUUAUUUUUAUUAUUCUGGCAGAUUUAUAUAGCGCCCUUUUCAUCAUAAACUGUUUCAAAGGCACUUUACAUUUUGAAGAAGACAGAAAUGGCGCAGUCCACGCCUAGGAAACAACACAUUGUGACAGAUAAAUGUGCAUUAUGCAGUUUUUCAUUUUGUAACAUUGAAAUAACAUCUUCAGGUGAAACAUUCAAAAAUACAACUUAUUUGAACAGAAAACUGAAGUUGACAGUGGAGAAAAUUGAAGACUUAAAAGUUAUACUUGGUGUCCGUGAUUUUGUUCCAACUGAAACAGGCAUAUGUAUUAAAUGCUACAGGAAAGUAGAAAGUGUUAAAAAAACAGAAAAGGAAUUGCAGAAAACAAAACAAACAAUAUUUGAUUCUUUUUUGCUAUCGUCGUCAAACAGAGAGGUUGUUGUGAAAAGACUUGCUGAGUCACCGUCAAAGGGAGUGAAAAAAGUGUUUUCCCCUAGCAUUAUGCAUAGAACCAAAUUAAAUACUUCUGAGAUGCAAAGUAAGCAGACUUUCAAGAGAAGUAACACACUUCAACUGAUUGAAGAUUGUCCAUGUAUCCUGCCUUGUGAUGUUAAGCCUUCUGUUAUCCCUCUUGUCUGUACAG